Messenger RNA from Chrysochloris asiatica (Cape golden mole), 840 nucleotides. It is a transcript of the gene MED4, whose product is annotated as mediator complex subunit 4. Bases 28 to 840 code for a protein of 270 amino acids. Gene Ontology annotation, molecular function: transcription coregulator activity. The record is from RefSeq and is a predicted model, not a curated record. The transcript has 7 exons. Gene Ontology annotation, cellular component: core mediator complex; mediator complex. Gene Ontology annotation, biological process: regulation of transcription by RNA polymerase II. NCBI's taxonomy places the organism in Eukaryota, Metazoa, Chordata, Mammalia, Afrosoricida, Chrysochloridae.
GGCGCUGGAGGCUGUCCCGUAGGAAGCAUGGCGGCGACUUCGAGUGCGGAAAAGGAGAAAGAGCGGCCGGGUGGCAACUCUGGAACAGUAGGUGGUAACAGCACACGAGAGCGGCUGUUGUCUGCGCUGGAAGAUCUGGAGGUGUUGUCGAGAGAACUUAUAGAAAUGCUGGCAAUUUCAAGAAACCAAAAGUUGUUACAGCCUGGAGAGGAAAACCAGAUCCUGGAGUUGUUAAUUCACAGAGACGGGGAGUUUCAAGAACUAAUGAAAUUGGCACUUAACCAGGGAAAAAUACAUCAUGAAAUGCAAGUUUUAGAAAAAGAAGUAGAAAAGAGAGACAGUGAUAUUCAACAACUACAAAAACAGCUCAAAGAAGCAGAACAAAUACUGGCAACAGCUGUUUAUCAAGCAAAGGAAAAGCUCAAAUCGAUAGAAAAGGCAAGAAAAGGUGCUAUCUCCUCUGAAGAGAUCAUUAAGUAUGCGCACAGGAUCAGUGCAAGCAAUGCUGUGUGUGCCCCACUGACCUGGGUUCCAGGGGACCCACGGAGGCCGUAUCCAACAGAUUUAGAAAUGAGAAGUGGAUUGUUGGGUCAGAUGAACAAUCCGUCCACUAAUGGUGUGAAUGGGCAUUUACCAGGGGAUGCACUCGCAGCAGGCAGGUUGCCAGAUGUCCUUGCUCCUCAGUACCCAUGGCAGUCCAGUGACAUGGCAAUGAACAUGUUACCACCCAAUCACAGUAACGACUUCCUGUUGGAACCUCCUGGGCAUAACAAAGAAAACGAAGAUGAUGUAGAGGUGAUGUCAACAGACUCCUCAAGUAGCAGUAGUGACUCUGAUUAA